This is a messenger RNA of Gongylonema pulchrum, 357 nucleotides long. The record is from the annotation of a GenBank genome assembly. Lineage: Eukaryota; Metazoa; Nematoda; Chromadorea; Rhabditida; Gongylonematidae.
AUGCUUUUGUUGUGCAAAUUUGCUUUCCCUUUACAAAUUGAAUGGUGUGGUUCAGGCAAUUCGGAUGAUUUCCGACGUUUGUUCAAUGCUCGUGACAAAGAUGUUUUGUACAUUGGUGAUCAUAUUUUUGGCGAUAAGUAUGCCUGGUUAACCAGUGUGCUGAAUUCUUCAGGAUGGCGCACUUUUCUCGUAGUGCCGGAACUCGUCAGAGAAAUUUCGAUUUGGUCGCAACGGCAUAAUUUAUUCAAAAAGAUUGUGGAGACGAGUAAACACGUCGAAGAGAUGUACAACCAGCUGGACCCAGAAGCUAUGAAGCAUGACAUCCAGCAGGGAAUCAAAGAAAUCCGAGUAUGCUAG